Messenger RNA from Mycosarcoma maydis (corn smut), 789 nucleotides. RefSeq lists its product as uncharacterized. The record is from RefSeq and is a predicted model, not a curated record. NCBI's taxonomy places the organism in Eukaryota, Fungi, Basidiomycota, Ustilaginomycetes, Ustilaginales. The transcript has a single exon. The coding region runs from base 1 to 789 and encodes 262 amino acids.
AUGUUCGGCCGUCCAGUGGAUGUCUCUGCGUGCACGCUGUUGACAAGGGUACCUUACAAUGCCAUCUUCCAGACGCCAGGCGCUCUCCCGCUCCUGCUCGAGGCAGACCCGCUUUUUACUUACCAACUGAUCUGCGGUGGCAACAAGCUCACCUCCCAACUGGCAGCUCAAAUUGCAGACACAUACAAAGCGGGGAAUGGCUAUGGCCCUACCAAGGCAAGCAUCCAAUGUACAAAGCUCAGGCUGGCGAGGCAGCCUUUGGAAAGCCUCCUUGGCAACAAGGAGCUCACCCGGGCCAGGUUCCCCCCUGAUCCGUACGAUGGCGCUGGAAAUCCGGCAACAAGGAUGUAUCGUACCGGAGAGCUCCGCCGCUUCUGCGCCGAUGGCGAGAUUGAGUAUCAGAGCCAAAUCAACGGACAAGUCGAGCUGUUUGGCCUACUUAUCAAGACAGGCAAAGUGAAAGUUGUUAUUCUGGACGAUCCAGAUCUCCCGUCCUGCACCGUUGUCAAGGUGGAGCAAGGAGACACCCAUUGGCUCUUUGCUUUCGUGUGCAUCGCAAAGCGGCUCCUGGAUAUCGUGUUUGCUGAUACGGCCGGAUGGGAGAAGACGUCAGAUCCAUCACAGCUUUGGAUGGCCAUCCAUAGCAGCGAGGAAAGCCAAGCCUGGCUUCUGCGCAAGGAAGAGACAAAGACACGCAUCGCGCUCAAGCUGCUGGAGCAUAUGGUGCUGCACUGGAUUGUGCCAGUGGAGACCAUGCCAAGGACAGCCAGCGGCAAGACGGACAUGUGA